GCGUUAACGCGCUGCGGCAAAGCCAGACUCUUAUCACGCGAUAAAAAAAAUGACGUCGUUAAUCUAUUCUCACAUUGCGCGGAUGGAUACCUGGUUGGCGCGGAUGUAUACUCGGCGCGGAUCAUCGACAUAUAAAGCAUGGAUGUAUACGCGUGAAAGAGAACAUCUUUAAUGCCGGAGGAAUCUUCAAACGUGACGUGCCAACAUGGAUGCACCUAUGAAGCCGGUGGGUUUGCUCCAGGGAAAAUUUAUUUUUAAGAAGCUUCCCAAUGGAAACCUUGACAAGACUAAAGUUGUUUGCACCUUGUGCAAUGCGGAAUUUGUUUACUGUAGAAGUUCUUCCAGUCUCAAGUACCACCUAAACGCUAAGCAUCCCUUAGCUAAUUUGGAAGAUGCUGGACCACGUGUUGCGCAAGGGAAGAGUUUUCGUCAAACUACUAUGUUUGAGUGCAACCGAGGCAAGCCCAUCAGUGCAGCUCUAUCAAGUAAGCUCACUGAUCUCCUUGCUCAGUGGAUUGCCACUAGCUGCCGACCCAUCAGCGUGGUCGAAGAUGAUGGGCUCGAGCUUGUUCUCCAGGCGGCCACGGGUGACUCAUCCUACAAACUACCUGCGAGGCGAACAAUCGUGAGGAAAAUACAUGACCAGCAUGCAACAGAGAAAGCCGCGAAAUAUGAGAAGUUGGUGGAGGCAACUUGUGUAGCACUGACUGGGGACCACUGGACCUCUGUCAGUAAUGAUAACUACCUCGGUGUUACUGCACACCUCAUCGAUGCCAGCUGGGAACUUCACUCCUUUGCUUUAGGUGUGAUGAAAACAGAGGAGCGCCAAUUUGCAGACGCAUGUGCCAGGCAGUUUCUUGACGUUGCUAAUCAGUGGGGGAUAGCUGCCAAAACCAGCACUAUUGGAACAGACAGCGCUCGUAAUAUGGUGGCAGCAGGGAGGAUACUGCCAUUCGAGCAUUUGCCCUGCGUUGCACAUGUUAUUCAGAGAGCUAUAGUAGUGUCACUUCGGGAAAGUGGUUUUGAUGGCAUUCUGGUCAAGUGCCGUAAAGUGGUCGGACAUUUCAAACACAGUCCAGCAAACUUAGACGAGCUGAAUGCCCAGCAAGCCUCCCUUGGACAAGAACAGGAACAACUUGUGCAAGAUGUUCAAACACGGUGGAAUUCCACCCUUGAGAUGGUCAAACGCGUGAGGCGAAACAGAGACGCUCUGCACACAACGCUGUCUCAGCAGAAGCACAAUCUUGCCCUCCCAACAAAUGCUGAAUAUGAGAAGCUGGCAAAGCUGGAGAAAAUGCUGGAGCCAUGCAGGUAUGGUCUACAAAGAUAACAUGUUCAUGAAUUGGCAUACAAGUUCUUUGAAAUGUCACUUUUGUAUCUAAGAACCACCUGCCUUUAAAUGCAAUGUGAUUAAGAAUUUUAAAAAUGUGUAAUCGGAGUCAUAUGAAUUGGUCAUUAAUUAUUUCUUACGCUCUCUCUCUCUCU
Molecule: messenger RNA, 1485 nt
Organism: Nothobranchius furzeri (turquoise killifish)
Lineage: Eukaryota; Metazoa; Chordata; Actinopteri; Cyprinodontiformes; Nothobranchiidae
Product: E3 SUMO-protein ligase ZBED1-like
Biological process (GO): regulation of transcription by RNA polymerase II
Cellular component (GO): nucleus
Molecular function (GO): DNA binding
Source: RefSeq, a predicted model, not a curated record